AUGGGAAAUCCAGGAGAUUCAGGUAAUCUAGGUUCUCAAGGUUCAACUGGCUUUGCUGGAAACCCUGGAUUGAAUGGUGUACCAGGGCAGCUUGGUGCUACGGGAGCCACUGGCAUACCUGGAUUGAUAGGUAAUACAGGUGUCAUUGGUGGUACAGGUGCUCCAGGACCAAGCGGAUCAACAGGAGCUACUGGCUCUCCUGGAUCAAUUGGAGCUACAGGAAAUCCUGGUCCAUUUGGACCACAAGGAUUUCCAGGACCUAAAGGAUUUACUGGGUCUACAGGUUUUCAAGGGCCUCAAGGUCUAACAGGUCUUCCUGGUGCAACAGGCGCAACUGGAAUUGUAGGUCCUUCUGGCAGACCUGGCCUGGAAGGGUUUUUUGGACCUGCAGGCAUUCCUGGUGUGGUUGGAUUGACAGGUCAGCCGGGUCUGCCUGGAGGAACAGGAGCCACAGGGAGUACAGGAAUGACUGGUUUAAGUGGAAAUACUGGUCCCCAGGGAAUGCCGGGACCGGAUGGUAAUCCAGGUGAGAAUGGGUUACAAGGAGGAAUUGGAGGGACAGGAGCUACUGGUCCUAACGGGGUGCCAGGUGAGCUUUUACAUAACUUCUAUUUGUUUCAUCAAUGUUGUAAUAUUUUAACAUUAACAUUUCGUUCAUUCAAUUAA
Helobdella robusta is the source of this 666-nucleotide messenger RNA. RefSeq lists its product as hypothetical. The record is from RefSeq and is a predicted model, not a curated record. The coding region runs from base 1 to 666 and encodes 221 amino acids. The transcript has a single exon. NCBI's taxonomy places the organism in Eukaryota, Metazoa, Annelida, Clitellata, Rhynchobdellida, Glossiphoniidae.